This is a messenger RNA of Fukomys damarensis (Damara mole-rat), 2169 nucleotides long. It is a transcript of the gene Lmod3, whose product is annotated as leiomodin 3. Gene Ontology annotation, cellular component: myofibril; striated muscle thin filament. Gene Ontology annotation, molecular function: actin binding; tropomyosin binding. The transcript is spliced from 4 exons. Gene Ontology annotation, biological process: pointed-end actin filament capping; myofibril assembly; muscle contraction. Lineage: Eukaryota; Metazoa; Chordata; Mammalia; Rodentia; Bathyergidae. The record is from RefSeq and is a predicted model, not a curated record. Bases 100 to 1773 code for a protein of 557 amino acids.
GCUUGAUUUCCAUCCUGAAGUGAAGUUUUCACUCCACAAGAAUUGAGGUUGCUGGUUGGACUUGCCCUCUGGUGCACUUGAAAUAGAGACAGAAAAAAAAUGUCAGAGCAUAGCAGGAAUUCAGAUGAAGAACUCCUUGGUGAGGAGCUCGAUGAAGAUGAGAUCUUGGCCAACUUGUCUCCUGAAGAGCUGAAGGAACUGCAGUCGGAAAUGGACGUCAUGGCCCCUGACCCUCACCUCCCUGUAGGCAUGAUCCAGAAAGAUCAGACGGACAAGCCACCGACAGGAAACUUUGACCAUAGGUCUCUUGUUGAUUAUAUGUAUUGGCAAAAGGCAUCCAGGCGCAUGCUGGAAGAUGAACGUGUUCCUGUCACCUUUGUGCAGUCUGAGGGAAACACUCAAGAACAGCCUGAAAGAGACAGAAGUAAUAAAAAUGUGCCCCAAUUUUUAAGAGAAAAGCUCAAUAAUGAAAUAGCUGCAAUUAAAAAGGAAUCAAAGAGCAGCAAUGACAGCGAGGAUGAGGAAGACGAAGAUGAUGCUAGCGAAGGCGAUGAAGAUGAUGGAGGAGAAGAUGAUGGGGAAGGGAAUGGUGACAAGACAGAAAGAGAAGAGGAAACGAAAGCAAAGCAACGAAUCAGAAACUGUGAGAGCAACUGCCAACAGGAAACUACUGGAGCCGUCAAGGAACAGGCAGACCAACCAGAGGCCCAAGAAAAAAGUGAGAAAAAAAUAUCAAAAUUAGAUCCUAAGAAGUUAGCUCUAGAUACCAGUUUUCUGAAAGUAAGUGCAAGGCCUUCGGGGAACCAAACAGAUCUGGAUGGGAGCUUAAGGAGAGCAAGACAAAACGACCCUGACAUGAAGGAACUCAACCUGAACAACAUUGAAAACAUCCCCAGGGAGAUGUUACUGGACUUUGUUAAUGCCAUGAAGAAGAACAAACACAUCAAAACUUUCAGUCUGGCAAAUGUGGGCGCCGAUGAGAGCGUGGCAUUCGCCUUGGCCAACAUGCUGCGUGAGAACAGGAGCAUCACCACGCUCAACAUUGAGUCCAACUUCAUCACGGGCAGAGGCAUUGUGGCCAUCAUGAGGUGUCUCCAGUUUAACGAGACACUUGUCGAACUUCGAUUCCACAAUCAAAGGCACAUGCUCGGCCACCAAGCUGAAAUGGAGAUAUCCAGGCUUUUGAAGGCCAACCAUACUCUCCUGAAGAUGGGCUACCAUUUUGAGCUUCCGGGGCCUAGAAUGGUGGUAACUAAUCUGCUCACCAGGAAUCAGGAUAAACAAAGGCAGAAAAGGCAAGAAGAACAGAAACAGCAGCAACUCAAAGAACAGAGAAAGUUGAUAGCCAUGUUGGAGAAUGGUUUGGGGCUACCCCCGGGGAUGUGGGAGAUGUUGGGAGGACCCAUACCUGAUUCCAGAAUGCGGGAGUUCCUCCAGCAGCCUCCUCAGCCUCCUAGUACCCAACUAGCUCCCUUCAGCCUAAGAAAUGAGUUGAUGACAAAACCAUCACCGUCUCCCCAGUACAAGACGGACCCUGACUCCUUCCGAGGGGUGAAGCUGAAGAGGAUCCAGCGCAAAUCUCGCAUGCCGGAAGCCAGAGAACCGCCAGAGAAAACCAACCUCAAAGAUGUGAUCAGAACACUGAAGCCAGUGCCACGGAACAGGCCGCCUCCAUUGGUGGAAAUCACUCCCAGGGAUCAGCUCUUGAAUGAUAUCCGUCACAGCAACAUCGCCUAUCUUAAACCUGUGCAGUUGCCAAAGGAACUGGUGUAAGAGGCUUCAGGGUCAUCUGAAGAAGAAGAAGUUGAAACAAGGACUCUCAGGUUAAGCUUGGAGAGGAUUUCUGCAUACAAGAGGUGGAACUGGGAACCAGCUACCGGCUGAGAGGGGUAAAAAGCACAAUGCUUGGGCCACAACAAAAUGUAGGCAGAGGAAGGCAGAAGGAGACAAAAAUAGUAGUAGUCAUGAGCAAUAUUUUCUACUUGCAAUCCAUUUGAGUGACUUAGGUGAAAUUUAGAGUCAUGCUUCCAGAAGCAGAAGCUAAAAACAUGUUUUCAUAAACAUUCACUUUACCAUUGCUUUCUUCUGGUAAAUAAUAAAUAAGACAGAAGUGUUGACCAUUUAUCAUAUUCCUGUUUUCACCCCUUCUUUCUCCUCUGCUGAAAUGAA